CUGAGGGGUGUUUUUUGUUUUUUUGUUUUAAGGCGGGAGGGGGCCAUUCCGAUCCUUCCCAUAUGCACGGCGCGUGCGCGCUGCCGCUAGGCGGCGCUGUGCGCUCCUUCGCGGUGCGCUCGGCUUAGAGCUUCUCAGCCUGGCGAGGUGCGGCACAAGUCGGGGAACACAGCCUCUUGCAGCAACGGCAAUAGCGCGGAUGCAAACUGGACGAGGCGGGGGGCGCUUGAGGAGAAGAACAGAGCUUCUGGGCACCUGGCGGGGCGGGAGAGCGGUAUCUGAGGUGGAUUGUGCGGCGCGCAGAGCUGCCAAGGAUUUACCCCAGACCUGGGACUUAUUCGCGAGCUCGGUGUGGCUUGGAACGGGGGAGUGAUGAGUGCGUAGCUCUGGAAGGCAUGCCCCAAACACUGAGCUCUACCAGCAUGUUUACCCCCUGUGGCUUCAGCCCUCAUCAUCUCCAUCCAACCAAACAAAGUGAUGAAGGAGAGCUGAUCUUUCAAGAUGGAAACCUUACCUCAGCAUCUCUUGAUGCUUUAAUCCAACAUCUUAUACCUACAGCUGAUUACUACCCUGAAAAGGCCUACAUCUUUACAUUCCUGCUGAGCUCAAGACUCUUCAUUGAACCUCACGAACUUCUCUCCCGUGUCUGUCACAAGUGCAUCGAGCAGCAACAACUGGAUGACCCAGUACUAGAUAAAGCACGGAUUAGAAAAUUUGGGCCCAAAAUUCUUCAGUUAUUGACAGAAUGGACGGAGACAUUCCCUUAUGAUUUUAAGGAAGAGAGAAUGAUUGGCUGCUUGAAAGACAUCAUCCAUCGGAUAGCGCCGUGUGAUGAGGGCUCCGUAUUGUCUCCGAUGUUGUUUAACAUCUACAUGAAACUGCUGGGAGAGAUCAUCAGGAGAUUUGGUGCAGGGUGCUAUCAGUAUGCUGAUGACACCCAGAUUUACUUCUCCAUGUCAACAUCAUCAGGAGGGGGCAUAACCUCCCUAAAUGCCUGCCUGGAGGUGGUAAUGAGCUGGAUGAGGGAUAACAAACUGAGACUGAAUCCAGAUAAGAUGGAGACCUACUGGAAAAAGAUGAAUCAGCUCUUGCAGGCUCUGAAUCAGAAGCUUGCAACUCUUAACCAUGGGCAAGAAGGGAUAGUGAAGAUCAGUGCAACUGUGUCGGACAAGGUGGUUGCUUUUAAAAGUAAACCUCCAUCCAUUCAAAAAGAAAUGUUGAGUGUCUGCAGCGAUCCCUACACCUUGGCCCAGCAACUAACACACGUGGAACUGGAAAGACUGAGUCACAUUGGCCCUGAAGAAUUUGUUCAAGCAUUUGUCCAUAAAGAUCCUUUGGAAAGCACAAAGCCUUGUUUCAGUGAACAGAAGAAGACUAGUAACCUUGAGGCCUAUGUAAAAUGGUUCAAUAGACUCUGCUAUCUUGUAGCAACAGAAAUUUGCAUGCCUGCCAAAAAGAAGCAGCGAGCACAAGUCAUUGAGUUCUUCAUUGAUGUUGCUCGAGAGUGCUUUAACAUAGGAAAUUUUAACUCGCUGAUGGCAAUCAUAUCUGGGAUGAACAUGAGUCCUGUCUCUAGGUUAAAGAAGACCUGGUCAAAAGUGAAAACAGCCAAAUUCUUUAUUCUUGAGCAUCAAAUGGACCCUACUGGUAAUUUUUAUAACUACAGAACUGCACUGCGGGGAGCUGCCCAUCGGUCCCUAACAGCACACAGCAAUAGGGAAAAGAUUGUGAUUCCGUUCUUCAGCCUGCUGAUCAAAGAUAUUUACUUUUUGAAUGAAGGAUGUGCUAACCGCCUCCCAAAUGGACAUGUCAACUUUGAAAAAUUCCUGGAGCUGGCUAAACAAGUAGGGGAAUUUAUAACAUGGAAACAAGUAGAAUGUCCAUUUGAACGAGAUGAUAAUAUUAUCCACUAUUUACAUACAGCACCAAUUUUUACUGAAGAUGGUUUGUAUCUGGCUUCCUAUGAAAGUGAAAGUCCAGAAAACCAAACUGAAAAAGAAAGGUGGAAAACCUUGAGAUCAACUAUCUUAGGAAAAACUUGAAGAUAAAGAUCUGUAACUGCAGUAGGAUAAGCUAAAUCCACAAAAGUACUUUGCACUACUGAUUCCAAAGAUGCCUAUUUGGGAUUGAUGAGAUUUUAUUCUAUUAUUUUUUGGACUAUUUGGAGUGGUUAACUGGAUUCCACAAGACUCAGCAGAGGUAUCUUUUUUUUUUUUUUAAAUGCACGCACAAUGAUCUUUUCUAGCUACUCUAGAACAAGGACAAGGAGAGCCAUGGUGCUGCAAACACAAAGUCUCCACUGGAAAGGUACAGGGUGUGUAUCUCAAAAGCAGGGUGCUUCGGACAAUAACUCUCCAAGAGCUGUCAAAAGUAAAUUUUGUCAAGUGCAGCAUUAAUCUGGUUAUAUGCUACAUAAAAAAGAACUUCGUUUUCCCUCCACAAACUUCAGCCUCAUUGAACAAUAUUUAGCAGCAAGAAAGAAAGGACAAAUACAAAACCACACCAGUAUGGAAAACUCAUGCAAACUCCACCCAUUUUUAAAUAUGGACUUGUUUGAGCUACAAACAUCUGUUAGUUCUCCUUCUGUCUGGCUGCAAAUCACAACAUGUUUUUUCUAAUAAUAUAUAAUGCCAUCAACUUCUAAACUGUUUUGAUGAAGUACAUGGCUCUUAGUCUGAGUUACCUCUAUAUGAAGCAUGUAGCAUAUUCUCUAGUUUUGUUGGCUGAUGGUUGCAAGAAUCAUCUUCAAGGGGCCUUACUUCACUGACAAUUGAUAAAAUAUGAACCCAUUAAGGGCUCUAGCAAGUUAAAAUGGCUUUUCUUUCUUUCUUCUAGUCAGAAGCAAAGGAUAUUUGAUGAGGGAAUGACUAGACAUUAGGGCUCUUUUUCUAGUGAAUCCAAGAUAAAGUGGACAGUUGUGAAUCUAUGAAAUGUUGCACUAUGCUAAAGAAUUUUCAACACGUUCCUAAGAUGGGUAUCUUCUUACUUUCUAAUUAUUCUUCUUAUGUAUCAAUCAUGCUCACUGCAUUCCUUCUGUGGGAACAGUAAGCCAUUUCUCCUGGCUAUCGUGGUUUUUGAUGGAGAUCAGGGAUUGCUUCAUCAUCAUCAUCAUCAUAACUGCAUACUUAGUUAUGCAUACAUUUAAUGUGAAACAUAGUCUUAAUUCUCCACAUCACUCCUUGCCUCUCCCCCAAAAUAUUCAAGAACUGAAGAAGAACCAAAAAUAAAGAGACAUGUAGACAAAACAUAUUUAUGUAAAACUAGCAAAUUUGCAUACACUGGUUGACAUCCUGACUAAACUACUCAAUGAGUAGUUGACUUCCAUUGAGUAAUAUAGUCAAGAUGGCAGCUACUGUUGAAAUGCACAGUUAAUUUUAAUAAAUAAUUUUAAUUCUUUAAGCGUAGUGUUUGGAUGGGAUGAAACUGUAAUACCAUUAUUUCUAUUCUCAUGUCUACCAAAUAACUGACAAGUAUGAAAGAUCCUCCAAGGGCUGUACAUAAAGCAAUUUUCAGUGCAAUGCUAAGUAUGUUUACUCACUUAUCUCACUGUGGCUUACUCCCUGGCAAGUGUGUUUAGGAUUGCAGCCUAAAACAUGAAAAUAGUAGCAAGCAAAGCCCACAUUAGAUUACGUGUCUCACAGCAUAAUGCAGGUGGUGCAGACCUGCCCAUUCCACUGCGGGGCUCUAAAUUACCUAGCAAUGCUUCUGCACAAGAGGGCAGUAUUGGCACUGCUAGCUCUUAUGCAAUCACACAUCAUGUGAUUAAGAGUAACUCCUCAUGUGGUUAUGCUGGGUCAGUUUCAAUUUGUGACUCCUGAUGGUGUAGACAAGCUGCUUGGAGCAGUGCAACCUACCACCUGUUCUCUUGUCUGACAUGGCUCAUACUAUCUGGGGUUGUUAUAGAGGGCCUGGUAGAGAUUAUAAAUGCUUCUCUGAGGGAGGGAAGGAUGCCCUCCUGUCUUAAGGAGGCAAUUAUUAGACCUUUUCUGAAUAAGCCUGCAUUGGAUCCCUCAAAGUUAAGCAACUAUAUCCAGAGUUAAGCCUGUAUCCAAGCUUCCAUUGUUAGGCAAGGCAAUUGAGAGGGUGGUGGCCUCCCAGCUCCAGACAAUCUUGGAGGAAACUGAUUAUCUAGAUCCAUUUCAAAAUGGUAUUCACGUGGGCUAUGGGGUGGAGACUGUCUUGCUCAGCUUGAUGGAUGAUCUCCAAUGGGGAAUUAACAGAGCGAGUGUGACUCUGUUGGUCCUUUUGGAUCUCUUGGUGGCUUUCGAUACUAUCAACCACAGUAUCCUUCUGGACUGUCUGAGAGGGAUGAGAGUGAGAGGCACUGAUUUGCAGUGGUUCCGUUCCUACCUCUCUGGCAGAUUCCAGAUGGUGUUGCUUGGAGACUGUUCUUCAAAAUGUGGACUUUUAUAUGGCAUCCCUCAGGGCUCCAUACUGUCUCCAUCUCAGAUGCUUUUUAAUAUCUACAUGAAACUACUGAGAGAAAUCACCAGGAGAUUUGGUGCAAGGUGUUAGUAAUAUGCUGAUGACACCCAAAUCUAUUUCUCCAUGUUAACAUCAUCAGGAGAAGGCAUAACUUCCCUAAAUGCCUGCCUGGAGGCAGUGUGGACCGGAUAGCAAACUUAGGCUGAAUCCUAAUAAGACAGAGGUACUUAUUGUAUGGGGUCGGAGACUAUUUUGAUCUGCCAGUUCCAGAUGGGGUCACACUUCUCCAGAAGGAACAGGUAUGCAGUCUGGGGUUGCUUCUGGAUCCAAAUUUCUCCCUAGUGUCUCAGAUUGAGGCAGUGGCCCGAGGUGCUUUCCAUCAGCUUUGGCUGAUAGACCAGUUGCGUCCGUCUCUUGAAAUAAAUAACCUCAGAACAGUAGUACAUAUGCUGGUAACCUCCAGGCUUGACUACUACAACACACUCUAUGUGGGGCUGCCUUUGUACACAGCCCAGAAACUGUGCAGUUGGUACAGAAUGUGGCAGCCAGGUUGGUCUCUGAGUCAUCUUGAAGAAAACAUAUUACUCCUAUAUUAAAAGAACUGCACUGGCUUCCAGUUUCCGGGCAAAAUACAAAGUGAUGGUUAUAACCUAUAAAGCCCUAAACAGCUUAGACCCAGGGUAUUUAAGAGAAAUUUUUCUUCAUUAUGAGCCCCAUCACCAAUUGAGAUCAUCUGGAGAGGUUCGUCUGCAGUUGCCACCAGCUCAACUGGUGGCUACACAGAGAUAGGCCUUCUCUGUUGCCACCCCAAGACUCUGGAAUGCACUGCCUGCUGAAAUAAGAGCUUCUCCAUCUCUGACAACUUUAUAAAAGUCUUUAAAGACACAUUUGUUCACCCAAGCUUUUUAACUAGACUGGCAGUUUUAAAUUGUUUUAAAGUAUUAAUUUCAGUUUUAAUUUGUUUUAUUUUGCUGUAAGCCUCCCAGAGAUGGAAGUUUGGGGUAGUGUACAAAUAUAAUUAAUAAAUGCAUAAACCAAUGUGCUACUUUCAUUAUUCUCCAUGGAAAUAGUGUGUGGUGUGCAACUGUGCAAGAAUCAGCAAUUCCAGUCCUGUCCUCUUGUGCAGCAGCAUUGGCAGGUUAUUUAGAGCCCUGUAGUGGCAUGGAUAGGUCUGCCCCACCCACAAUCCGGGGAGGGACAUGUGAGCCAGUGAGGCUGUUCUCAUGAGCAGGCUAGGCUGCUCAUGUGGAGUGCAAGGAUCUAUGCAGAUCCCAGGGCUCCCACCCAGCUUAACCCCACUCCCAAGCCCAGCUCUUAGCCAAGGUUAAGGGGGAAAGCACUCCCUUAACCCAGCUGCAAAAGUCAUGUGUCUCCUUGGCUCCAUGGAACUGAGGCACCAGUCUGAUGGGGGAAUCCCUCAAGGCACUAUGUUCAUCACAUGGUGCCUUCUGGGAUAUGUGGAGGACAAGGAAAGAAGUCCCGGCUUUUAUUGCUCCAUGCUGCUCCCAGCAGUGCAGGUCAUGUUGGUGCACGCCUUGCAUGCUCAAAGGAUCCAGCGUGAUCACCUGGAGGAAGGUUGGUUGAACCCUGCCUUGCCUCUCCCCCAACCCACCCACCCUGCCAUCCCCACAGUUGUGCGAAUGGGCUCAGUAUCUUAGUCACAGGAGUAGCGUUUAGCAAUGUGAAUGUUGCAGCUCUAUGGUAACUGAGCAGCCAGAUGUCUUCAAUAAUUGUGUCCUGUCAUAACUGACCUGGAAAACCGACUUCAACAGAACCGCUGAAACAUUUUCCAUACUACAGAAAAUGAUAUAUACCGAAGUUCUAAAACAUCCCAUAACCCCAGGUAAAGUUUAAAACGCCAUGGUGCUGAUCUAUUUUAAAGUUUGCAGUGGCUGACCUAACCUCUCACCAGUUAGCUGAUAAUAGCUGUAGACUUUCUAAUUCCAUUAUUUUCCAAAUGGAUGUGCAUUUAUGACAACUACUUAUGCAGAUGCUAUGUGUGAGAAACAACGCAAAUAUAUUUUCCAGAAAUAUAAUAGGAAUAUAUUAUACAAAUUCUUCCAGAAAGCAUUAACAUAAAGUGUUCUGUAAAUAGCACAUAGGAGUAUUCAGAAAAAAGUAUUCCAAAUAAUUCACCUAGAUCUAAUCAGAAGCAAUUAUAAUAGAGUUUCUAUUUUAAUAAUACAGUCCAAAUUUCAGUUAUGAACCAAAUGGCACGGAUUCAGUUAGUUUUGCUGGUAGAAGGUGUUGCAUGUGACUAUUAAUGUUGGAAAGUAGAUAAUGUCCUUUCAUAACAACAUGGAAUCCACAUAACAAUGUGCCUGUCAUCCGGCUGCUCAGUCAUUGCAGUUGCACAUCUGAUAGGUAUCCACAUCAUGAUACAGAUCUGCAUGGGGUGUGAAUUUCCUUUGGUGGGCUGAAGCUAAAUAGAAUGUCUACUACUUUCUACUGAAGUCAGAGGGGUUCCGUUUACAUACAGAAUAUUGAAGAAAAAGUGAUUACUAUGCCACUCAAUCACUUUAGUUUUGAAAACACCAUGAUGUAGUGGAGAGGUUCAAUUGCUCAGUCACAAUUUACAAGCAAAUUAAAGGUUGGAUGUAUUUUUCUUACUGAAACAUCUUUUGAAAGAUUGCUAUUGCUUAUGGAGAAUUUUCAUCUUCUGCAGAAACCAAGAAAAUGGCCCAAUUUUUUACUAGCUUUUUAGCACUUAUAUUUUAAUUUGUAUAUAUAUUGAAUGUCUGAUUUAAAACAUUGGCUUAUUUAUUAUUGUGAACACAAUUUGAAGUGGAUUCAGUAAUUAAUAUUUAUUUUAACAGAAAGAGACAAUGCAUCUCUGUCAACAGUGAUUUCAGUAGCAUUGCUAUUCAUAUAAUUAUAAAAAGACAAAUCGGGGGUUAAUAUAAUUGCCUACCUUAGAAUUCUUGGGGAUGAAGUGCAACCUUGGAACAAAGCUUGCAUGUACCUCAUUAAAACUGCAGUAGCUUUUGUUAAUAUGCAGUGUGACCCAGUGAGCAUCCAUUUCAUGCGUUUAAAAUGUAGCGGGGUGUGUGUGUUUGUGUGUGUGUGUAAGCCCAAACAAGGCUUUUUAAAAUUACGAUAUGAACUGAAGCUCAUUCUAGGUACUCACAAGCCCUGUACCUAGAAUGAAGCUCAUUCUAGGUACAGGGCUCUUCACACAAUCAGUUUUAUGGGAAUCUGAGUGUCCACCACACACAUUUCCACAGAGUGUACUAUGUGAACCCAGGCUUUUUCAGUGAUCUCCAGUUGGCAAUGCACCAACCUGACAUGAAGUCAAGAUCUGUAAUCUAGGAUCAGAAAUCAGCUUGUUGAUCUCUGCUUCAUGUUGAGUUGGCAUGUUGUCAACUGUACAUUGCUGGAAAAGCCUCAUACAACAUGCUCCACUGGAGCAUGCAUGCAGCAGGGAUCUCUGGUUCCUUUUGAACUGACAUUACAUUGAUCAUUUUAAGAGCCUCUUUGGUCAGUUUACAUGCAACAGCAUUUGUGGUAUGGUGCUAUGGAAACAAGCACUGUAUUCAUGUACAACAUUCUCUUCUUGGGCUUUGUGCCUGUGCUUAGUUAGUUGGUUCCUUGUUUGCAGGAAACCAUAGUUCAUCAUUACAGCCAAACUGCAAACUAUGGUUUGUACUUCCCCUGCAAAUCAUGACAAACCAGGAUCAAACCCACACUAUCAAUCCUGGUUUUUCAAUAUGGAUGUAACAGUAAACUAUGAUUUGCUGCAAAUCUGGAAAUAACAAAUGAAGUGAGGGGAGGCGGGAUGAUCUGGAAAUAACUAAUGAAGUGAGGGGAGGUGGGAGGGAACAUGUGAGCAUAAGUCCUGUCCCUGUCAUGCCAAACCAUGGUUUGGCUUCAUGUGUGAACCAAUCCUACUGGCUGUGAGAUAAAGAAUGGAGAAUGAAUGCACACAGAACUUCUUUGAGGAAAUUAUGUGUGUUCAAAACAUGGGAAGCUUUAGAGAAGAAAGUCUUUUCCUUAAACCUCCGUUUUCCUUAAACCUCAUUGGGCUGGUUCUCAUGAUUAGAAGUUAGUUGGAAGAACUUCCACCUAGGUUCCAGCAGCCAUGAUUACUCCAGAAAAUGAAUUGGGUAGACAGGAAAAAAAGAAAAACCCGGUUGGAGGACCAAAAAGUAAUCAUGUGGGUGAAGCAAUCCUGAUUGGCUGGUGCAGGCAGCCAACAUUGGUCAUCUUGGAUUUGGUCUACAGUGAAGACAGUCCACUGUCUGUGCUGACCAAUCAGGAGUGCUCCUCCCACACGAUUAUUUCCUGGUCCUCUGACCAGGUUUUUUGCCACCCACAUGAUCAGUUUUUGGGAGUGUACACAGCUGCUGUGUACACCUCCUCCAACCGACUUCCGUGAGAACCAGUCCAUAUUAUGAACCAAGAGCUAUUUGACACAACCCUUAGUAUGUAUCCAGUUGUUUGUUUCUAUCCAGAAUUCAGUCUGUCACGUCUUCUAAGCUUAGAAGAGUCUAUGGACUUCUUUCACAUAACUCACUACACAAGCACUCAACUCACGCUGAGAUGACCAAAUAUCUAUUUGAACUUUUAAGGAAUUUAAAUUUUGGGCUGCAAUCCUAGUAAGUUCUGUGUGUAUGCUGCAGGGAAAUGCAUAGGCAGAAAUGUCUUUGAAGCUUCUACUACAGCCACUUGUACAACAACUGGCAAGCCAUAUUUCAGCUAAAAAAUCAGCUUGUCUACUCAGCUGAGCAAGCAGCUGCAGGAGAGAUUUCAAAGAAACCUCCUGCCUUACUUGAGGUUUUCUUACACUCACACACACAGGCUAUUCACACGAUGGGAGAAAAUCGGGCUAGCAGAGGCUUGCCCGAUUAUCUCCCAUCGUGAGAACCACCGGGCUUGGCUUCCAGCCUGGUGGUUCCUAAGCGGGUAACCCGCAUAAGUAGCCCUGCCUUUAAACUAGGUUUGCGGAGCAAGCACUCCGCAAACCCAUUUUUUUGAAUCGUGUGUUGGUGUGACGCAGCUCCGCGCCGCGGCAACUCAUGAGUAUACUUUUAUUUUUAAGAUGUGCAUUAACAUUCAGAUUUACUUUACUGGUAGCUUACAAUUCCCACUAUGUUGCAUUGCUCUGGAAGAUUAGGAUUGGUAGUCUGGAUAAAGGGCUACAUUUCAUUUCAGUGUAUGCAUUAAAGUUAACAGCAACUAGACUUCCAGAGAACAUGUAUUAACAAAACUAGACAAUCUGGAUCGCUUGCUUCUAUUGUGCAUGAUAAAAGCACCCACCUUUUAAAUGCUUACUUGUUCAAGGUUUGCUUUUUUAAAUUAUUUUUUAAGGAGCUAAAAAUAAUAUAUGAAAGCUGGUUGAUAUUUAAAGUAAAGGUAAAAUUGUUCCGUCAAGUCAGUUACGACUCCUGGCAACGACAGAGCCAUGUGGUUGUCUUUGGUAGAAAACAGAAGGGGUUUACCAUUGUCAUCUCCCGUACAGUAUGAGAUGAUGCCUUUCAGCAUCUUCCUAUAUCACUGCUGCCCAAUAUAAGUGUCUCCCAUUGUCUGAGAAACAUACCAGCGGGAAUUUGAACCAGAAACCUCCUGCUCCCUAGGCAAGUUACUUCCCCACUGUGACAUUAGGUGGCUGGGUUGUAAUUUGGGCAAGUAAAAUCAAUACAAACAAAUCUGGCCUGAUGUAUUCCACUAUAUUGUUCUAUAGCAAAAGAAAAAAAGUGGGGGGGAAGCACCUUCCUCCAGCAUUUAUAUUGGGUCUACUUUGUGAAAUGCCAGUGAACUACUGAAUAAGCUAAAGCCUUGAUGUAGAGAAUAAUACACUUUGCAUUGCAGCUUGAACCUGUACAGUAUAAGCACUAUACUGUACUAGCCUAGCCAGCCAUUAUCUAUGGCCACCAUCACCAAUCUCCUCUCUUUCCUCAGAUCCUUUUCUGGCACACUGGCAGCGGACUUAGGAGAGAAGCGGGUUGUCUGUCAUUUGCAGUGGGAUAUGGAGAUGGUAAGAAACCAUGGGAACCCUCUCCUACUGCUCAGAAAGGACUAUUUCUGUUUCUUACCUAUUCAAAAAUGGCAGUGGAAAUGAGACCUCUGGUGAGGAGAACUUGUGGUGCUGGGUUACCUGCUCACCAGAGGGCUGGGGGCACUGGGCACUGAAGAGCUGCAAGUGGAUUUAUAUAUGCCUGAGUAUAAACUUAUCCUAAAGGGGAAUAAUGUUUUUGAAUAAUUGGGUUUAUUUGGAAGUAACUUCGUGAAAAGAAAUGAUGUCCUCUUUGUUCCUCCUUUUUAUGUCCAGCUUGAUUCACAACUGGAGGCACAACUUGUGAAAUCAGCCCUAUUCCACCUAUUAUCACACACUCCCCCUCCUGUUCUUACAUGCUCCUCAUGUGGAAACUACUGAUACCAUAGAUGUGAGUGUCUACUGUUGAAGCGGUAGCACCAACCAUUCGGAUAGUCAGUCACAAGCUCUUUUUAAAGACAGGAGAUCCAGGACCUAUUUUCCCCAGCUGGAACUCCAGUGCAACACUUCUCUAACUUGGGCAACAAUUCUAUUUAGCUUAUAGCCUAAAUUAGAUAGACUUCCAAUUUAACUGCAGUUAGGAUUGGGGUGUAAAACUAAUGUUUGAGAAAUGCUAAUACAACAAUGCAGAGUAGAAGAUAUGAUUUUGCAGGAGAAGUGUGCAAGCUCCCAUUUGGGAUUUGUACAUUUCUAAGGACGAUUUUGUUAAGCAAUGGCUUGACUCUAACAGGAAAAAGUUAAUACCUAUGUUACAACUUCUAGGCAUGGAAUUGUUUUCCACGAGAAGUGGAUACAUUUGAAAUCUCAGUUACAAGUGUCUUAACAUAUUGCUUCCCUAUGAACCAACCAAGUUUCAUUACCUGAAUAUGGAAAAAUCAUGUCACAGACAUAAAGUAUAUUAUAUCUUUAUGAAGAGUGAGGCACAGAAUUCACUUGCAGAAUGUAAAGCAUAAGAUCUGAGCUGGCCCUAUUAAAACAUACUGGCUCAUGUCAGACACAUUGCAAUCAGCAUUUCGAAAACCCCAAGAUCUAAAUAGAGUUCAGCUUGUUCACUGGGGCUUUUCUGCCUACCUUUCCUACUUCUACUCGUUGUGCUGCCCAAAACACCUGCUUCAGAAUUGCUUAAGACUCAGGAGAUGCUUCAGAGCAGCACUGAAUAUGGCAUGACACACUGUGGUUAAAAAGGCAAACAACCCCCUUCUACACACAUGCAGAAGCACUUUGCACUUGAAUACAGGGCUCCUUGAAUCCCUGCCAUUAUUCUUACAGAUAUGCUAUUACUAACUUCCCUGAAGCAAAGACUUAAAACAGAAGCAGAAUUGCUGCAUAUAAAGGCUGUGUGUGACAAUAUAAAACACCAUCUGCAUUUCAGCAUGCUGGGUUUUAUGCCUUGGCUUUUCAAAUAUAUGUGGCUGCUGUACACAUUCUGCUUUGAGAGAGUAGUUGCACAAAUCUGCUGCAAAUUUUGAUGAGUUCAUGCAUAUAUUGGCAUCAUGUUGUAAAGCUUUACCGUGACUAUACCAUGGGAAAGGAAUGGGAAGUCAAUGUUCGUAUUCUCCCCCAUGUAGACAUCUUGUACAAAUAAACUAGUUUGUUGAGAAGUUUAGCUUUGCCUUCACCCAGUCAUGGAUUUUUUUUUCUAUGCACAUUAGUAAUUUUUGUGAAGAAGUAUUCAUGAUACACACACCACCCACCCACUCCCCAUUCAGGAAAAGCUUUCUCUCAGUUUUGCUUAUUGUGUAACCUGGCUGACAUCCUAACUAAGCGCAUGCUCUUUGCAAAACUGCAGAAUCAUGUCAGGAGUCCUUGUGCAACUCCCUCAGACCGCCCCCCCCCCAUGCACACUGUUGUGCCAGACCCCUUAGGAGCGCUGCCCACACUCCAGAAGUGCAGCACUGCAACAAACUUCAGCAAUGUGUUUCCAAUGUCUUACAGAGCACUUUUGAAGUGCAUGCAAUGCUCCUAACUCUUUUUGGGGACUGAGGGUAUUGUGAGGGGGUUCCCAGCAUGUCUCUUGAAGUGUCUGCACUUCGUUAGUCCAGAUGCUGGCUCCUGUUCCUCAUGCUACAACCCAGAACAUUCCACAGUUUAUACUGGCCAGGAUUCAAAGAUCUCCUAUGAGUAUGCCCAUUAGACACAGCCAAUGGGAUUUCUGAGCUUUUUCCCCCCUUCCAAUAACAGACUGACCCAACCAACUACUUAUGAAAGUAGUUCCAUUUCAAAGAUUGUUUGUUAUGCAGCAUGGUAAGCUGCUGUUCAAGAAAUACAAAUCCCAAGAACCCUUUGAUAUGUGGAACUAGUUGGGAAGGUAUUUAGACCCCUCUAAUUACAACCAACAUUAUGGCUGAUAACCUCUUUAAAUGCUCUUAUAAAAAUGGGAAACAUGUUGUGACUAUCUUUUUUAAGACCAAGAACAAACAGGCACUGGAGAAAAAUAAAAUUAUACUCUAUGAACACCUUCAGUUUCCUGUAUAUAUAAGCACUAAAAAUGUGUGACUGCUUUUCCCUCCCUUUAAAUUUGUGUUUUUAAAACCAGGUCUCUUCAUAUUGUGACUUACCCUUUCAGAUCAAACUGGAAUCAAUGCGUAUCACUGAUAAUGUAGCUUUGCUAUUUAAAGUUCUCAAAUUAUUACUAAUUCUUUGACCACAAAACAGUAAGGUAUUGGGAGUGGGAAGAACCAAUGUCAAGGUUUUGUGACUGUACAUAUCUUACAGAAUGUUAAUGAUGAUAUGCUGACCCUACCUUCCAUUAACACUGCAAAAAGGCAUGGUCCUAAGUAGAUGAUAGUUAGUGAUAAAAACAUCCCAUACUGUAUUCAUGUUUCAUUUCAUUUCCAAGCUUUUUUUUAAUACUGCUGUGGUGAGAUUGUUAUGAAACUCUUUCGUCAGUCAUAUAAAAGCUAAUUUACCUAUGUACAGAAUUUGUAUGACAAGCCUAAUUAUUUAUACUGUGUUUUAACAGUUUGCCUGAACUGUCUAUGAUUUCUAAAUUUUGUAAUGUGUGUGUAAAAUUAAAAAUAUUGACAUGUGGUUGUUCCAGA
Messenger RNA from Hemicordylus capensis (graceful crag lizard), 13458 nucleotides. It is a transcript of the gene RASGEF1C, whose product is annotated as RasGEF domain family member 1C. Gene Ontology annotation, molecular function: guanyl-nucleotide exchange factor activity. Bases 396 to 2042 code for a protein of 548 amino acids. Gene Ontology annotation, biological process: Ras protein signal transduction; positive regulation of GTPase activity. The transcript is spliced from 16 exons. Lineage: Eukaryota; Metazoa; Chordata; Lepidosauria; Squamata; Cordylidae. Gene Ontology annotation, cellular component: plasma membrane. The record is from RefSeq and is a predicted model, not a curated record.